Molecule: messenger RNA, 456 nt
Organism: Olea europaea var. sylvestris
Lineage: Eukaryota; Viridiplantae; Streptophyta; Magnoliopsida; Lamiales; Oleaceae
Exons: 2
Coding region: 1-456 (151 amino acids)
Biological process (GO): DNA integration
Molecular function (GO): nucleic acid binding
Source: RefSeq, a predicted model, not a curated record
AUGCCAUAUCUGAAAUGCAUACGCCCCAUCGAAGCCAAAGAAAUAAUGUUUGAGGUAUAUGUCAAGACCUGCGGUAGCCACCAAGAAGCAAUAUCUCUUGCCUUCAAAAUUCUACAACAGGGCUACUAUUGGCCAACUAUGAGAGAGGAUGCCAAAGAGUUGGUGCGAAAAUGUGACACAUGCCAGCAUUAUGGGAAUUUGAUCCAUGUCCCAGCCGAACAGCAGGCGGCUAUAUUUGGGGUGGUUUUGGUGACGGAUAAUGGUAGGCAGUUUGAUAAUCAUAGUUUCAAGACCUUUUGUGCAAGUUAUUACAUCGAUCAUAGACUGACCUUGGUCGCCCACCCUCAAUCGAACGGGAAAGCCAAAGUGACAAAUCGAGUCAUUCUCUGGGAUUUGAAGACCAGAUUGGAGAAGGAGAAAGGACUGUGGGCAGAUGAGCCGUCUAAUGUGCUCUGA